Triplophysa dalaica is the source of this 2458-nucleotide messenger RNA. RefSeq names its product RAB5B, member RAS oncogene family (gene rab5b). Bases 234 to 878 code for a protein of 214 amino acids. Gene Ontology annotation, molecular function: GTP binding; GTPase activity. Lineage: Eukaryota; Metazoa; Chordata; Actinopteri; Cypriniformes; Nemacheilidae. The transcript is spliced from 6 exons. The record is from RefSeq and is a predicted model, not a curated record.
CAGUGCGCAUGCGCCCUGGUGCAGGAAGUGCUCAGCCCGAUAACCAGCUGAUAGACCAACAACCGAACAACCACCGACAAAACAACAGCGACUGGCAACAACAGCAUCACACAGUCCGCCCUCAGUCUUUGAAGCAAACGAAAAAGAGUCCAGUUUUUCUCAACUUCUGAGUCCAAACUUGAGUUGCUGCUUUCACACACCCUACCAGGGAGGACGCCCACCCUUCCUACAUCAUGAGCACCCGCGGGACCGGCAGGGCCAACGGGAACCUACCGCAGACCAAGAUCUGCCAGUUCAAACUUGUGCUGUUGGGAGACAUGGCCGUCGGCAAAUCCAGCCUAGUGCUGCGUUUUGUCAAGGGCCAAUUUGAUGAGUUUCAGGAGACCACUAUAGGAGCUGCAUUCCUGGCACAGUCAGUUUGUCUAGACGACACUACAGUGAAGUUUGAGAUUUGGGACACAGCAGGACAGGAGCGCUAUCACAGCUUGGCCCCCAUGUACUACCGCGGAGCCCAAGCGGCCAUUGUAGUAUUUGACAUCACCAAGCCUGAAACAUUUGAGAGAGCUAAGGCUUGGGUUAAAGAGCUGCAGAGGCAAGCCAGUCCCAACAUCGUCAUCGCUCUCGCAGGAAACAAAGCUGAUUUAGCAGAAAAGAGACUGGUGGAGUAUGAGGAAGCCCAGACAUACGCUGAAGACACAGGCUUGCUUUUCAUGGAGACCUCUGCCAAGACUGCAAUGAAUGUAAAUGAGUUGUUCCUGGCCAUCGCAAAAAAGAUGCCAAAAACAGACACCCAAAACCCCACGCAUGCUGCUCGACACAGGGGAGUCAACCUGCAGGACCCAGACACACAGUCCACUCGAAGCUGCUGUGGGAACUAAACACCAAUCUAAAAUCCAUCACGGGAGACCACCGACACCUUCUCCUUCCCAAAAUCCCACCCCUCACCCUUUCACCUCCAACGACAGAUACGGAAAGAGAGAGAGAGAAGAAUGACAGAAAGUGAUAGAGGAAAAACCCUCACUGAUGCCACAAAGAGAUUUUUGAGAGGGAAACUUCUGAUGGUUUGAUGGGCAGGGCAGAAAGCAGAUGGACUGUCAUAUGUUGCAGUAAAUGGGGAUUCUUCAUUAGAUCAGAGUCAAGAAUAAUUCAGCCAAUGUUCAUUAUGAUGAUGUAAACACCAGGCAGGGAUGGAAAUAAUUAUUUCUUAAAUCCAUCUUCCCGUUCUUGGUCUUGGAAUGAACUGACGGUCCGUAAUGCCCUCUUAAACAUCCCGUCAUUCUGUUACAUUUAGGAAGUCUUCAAGCAAAAUCUUCACAAUGUUCUGGGGAACCGUAUGCUCUGGGCUAUCCAAUGCUUUGAUCCCAACUCUGACACUGGAGAAAAAUCGGCACCUUAACCCUAAAUGAAUCGCAAGGUUGAAAGGGUCCUAGUAAAGCCUCAACUGCUUCUAAAUUACAGAAAAAAAACUGAAGUAUUUUUUGUAGAAUUUGUUCACUCGGAGACGUUUUUUUAAGCAUCGGGCUUUAUUUAUUAACUUUUUACGUUAACAUUUUAAUUGGUCUCCCUUGUGAACUUUGUCAUCCAUCCUAGACCCUAAAAGUAUUACAGAACAUCAAUGUUGUCUUCCCUACCCAAUUCCUUCCUCCCAACCACAUCCACGUUGAUCUUGAAGUUCAGUAUUGAAGUUCAGAACAUAACAGCAAGCUCUUACGAUGCCUUCUAUAUGUUUUUUUGUGUAAACUACUGUUUGAGAAACAAUCAUCAAGUCAUAACGUAUUGGCAACAACAAAAUGGAAUGGAUUGAAAACCAUCGUGUCGUCACGUUUAUAGAAAUCGCAAAACAAUGCGCAUUGAUUUGUCUGGAUGUGAAGGUCAGCAGUACCAGGCUUAUGUGUCAGUAUGUGUAUUUAAAUGCAACAAAAAUGUUAAAGCACCCGCAAAUCGAUUUACCAAGUGGCGCUGUGUGAUACGCUGGAACGGAAAAUAGCGACAGAGGAAAUUCGCCCACUUCAGUUCGUAAGCCCCUCAAAGGUGGAAUAAAACAGAAGUGCCUACUCCGUUUUCCCCGUGUUCUUUGUAAGGGGCUUGUGUGUUGGCAAAUGCCAAAUUGUAGUGUUCUCAGAGACGUCAGCCCGGAGUGUACAGGCAAUAACCUGUAACAGUAAUUAGUUCAGUGUUUUAGUAACAGGAAUGAUUUAUGAUGUUUUGUUAUAUGGACGCUGUCUGUUGAUGUGUGUAAAAAUUUUUUUAUUUUAAAAUGAUUUUAGUAAUUUAAUGGGUUACAUUUAUAAGGUCAUUUAGGGAAUGAAGUAGGUAUCUCAUAAAGGUGUCACACAGCUACAUCAUUUGUUAUUUGUCUUCAGGUCCACCUUUUUUUGUGGAAUAGAUCAUAACUCCUGUUAACACCUCUGUGAACUGAAAUGUUAAAUAAAACUGUGCUGUUCUGCUGUGAAUGAAA